Vespula pensylvanica (western yellowjacket) is the source of this 6119-nucleotide messenger RNA. It is a transcript of the gene Mcr, whose product is annotated as CD109 antigen. NCBI's taxonomy places the organism in Eukaryota, Metazoa, Arthropoda, Insecta, Hymenoptera, Vespidae. Gene Ontology annotation, molecular function: protein binding; endopeptidase inhibitor activity. Gene Ontology annotation, cellular component: extracellular region. The coding region runs from base 212 to 5044 and encodes 1610 amino acids. The record is from RefSeq and is a predicted model, not a curated record. The transcript has 5 exons.
UAUUAAUUGGAUUAGUAAGAACUUUGGGCGUUGACCAUAAACUAUCUUACUUUUGUUUUAUCUAAUGAACGGUUAAGUUUUGCUAUUACUUUAUUAUAAUAACUUUGUUAAUCCUAUUAUCCACCUAGUGCGUUAUAUCUGUGAUUUGUUGCACAUUAGUGAUAUAAAUUAAAAUAUAAAAAUUAUUUCAUGAAUUACUUUUCAAAGAAAUAUGUGGUUUUUUAUUCUAUUAUUAACUGUGCUUGGUGGCGAUUGUCAAGAAACUUCAGAAACAACUCGGUCUCCAUGGCUUAGUGGAAAUAAAAAUGAAAAUAUAAUAAUAAAAGAUGCCACAUAUUUUGUGGUGGCAUCUCGUAUGGUACGUCCAGGUCAGAUUUAUCGAGUAGCUGUAAGUGUUCUACAUAGUUCAUUACCGAUGGUAGUACGUUCUUCUAUACAACGUAAUGGAGUAGAAAUUGCAGCUGAUCAUCAAGAAGUUAAAGAGGGUAUACCAGAAACAUUAUUAAUGCGUAUGCCACUUACUUCUGUACAAGGAGAUUAUAAUUUACGCAUUGAAGGAUUAUAUAAUAGUUUGACUGGCGGUCAAGCUUUUUUAAAUGAAACUAAACUUAUAUUUUCACAAAGAUCUAUGACAAUUUUUAUCCAGCUAGAUAAGCCAGUAUAUAUGCAAGGAGAAACGAUACGGUUUAGAGCUGUACCUAUUGACACUGAAUUAAAAGCUUUUAAUAGUCCUAUUGAUGUCUAUAUGUUAGAUCCACAUAGACGAAUUAUGAGACGUUGGUUGAGCAGACAAAGUAAUUUGGGAACUGUCUCUUUAUCAUAUCAGUUGUCAGAUCAACCAGUUUUUGGAGAAUGGAUCAUACAAGUUAUAGCUCAAGGACAAGUAGAAGAAAAAACAUUUUUGAUAGAAGAAUACUAUCAAACACGCUUUGAAGUUAAUGUCACAAUGCCAGCAUUUUUUUUUGAAAAUGAUCCAUACAUUCAUGGCAUUGUUCAAGCAAAUUAUACCUCUGGAGCACCUGUGAAAGGAAAUUUAACACUAAAGGCAUCUUUCAAACCUUUAGAUAGAACUGGAAGUUCAACGAUGCAAAUAGAGCCUAUUGAAAGAUAUUUUAAUUUUAAUGAAUAUUAUCCUGCAUGGUUUAAACAACCAAAUGUUUAUGAAGAAAAAGUACCUGUAAUGAGAUUUUUUAAUGGAACAUAUUAUUUCCAAUAUCCAAUGGCAGAAUUACUUAAUUUUGCUGCAUCUUUGGAUGGAAUGGAAGUGAGCAUUGUCGCAACAGUUGGAGAAAGAUUUUUAGAUGAAAUUGUCGUUGGUUAUUCUAUGGCUAGAAUAUUUAAUUCAACCAUAAAAGUAAAUUUUCUAGGUGGCACUCCACAAGUAUUCAAGCCAGCUAUGCCUUUUAAUGUACAUUUAGUUGCAUCUUUUCAUGAUAAUUCAGCAUUACGACCUACUCAACUUAGAGGAGCAACGAUGGAAGUACGUGGAGAAGUUGAAAUAAAAUCUGGUGGACGAAGAUCUAUGGAUCCACAAUAUCUGACAGCUUCUUCAGAGCAUGAAGGUAUUUGGUCUACAAAAAUAGAUCUCAGAAAACAAAUUGGAUAUCCACAAAAUGCGGAACAAACUCAACAAAUGCUUAAUGAUAUCACUUCUAUGAAAAUAUCUGCUUACUUUACCGAUGGCGAAGGAUUUAGAGCUCAAUCUGAAUUACUAUUAUUUGCACAUGAAUCUCCAAAUCAGAAACAUAUAAAAAUAAUAACAUCGACUGAAAAAGCUAAAGUUGGAGAAUACAUAAUAUUUCAUGUACAGACAAAUUUUCAUAUAGAUUAUUUUAAUUAUAUUGUCAUGGCUAAAGGAACAAUACUUUUAAGUGGACAAGAAUACAUGCAGCAUAAUAUAAAAACUUUUGCAAUUCCGCUAAGCCCUGAAAUGGCUCCUGUUGCAACUGCAGUUGUAUAUUAUGUCGGACACUAUGGAGAUGUUGUUGCAGAUUCUUUAACUUUCCCCGUAAAUGGAAUUUCUCGUAAUAAUUUUACAGUAUUUAUUAAUAACAAAAAAGCACGCACAGGUGAAAAUGUGGAAGUCGCUAUUUAUGGAGAGCCAGGAGCAUAUGUUGCACUUUCAGGUAUCGAUCGAUCCUUUUACACUAUGCAAGCUGGUAAUGAACUAACUUAUGCAAAUGUUAUAUCAAAGAUGGCACACUUUGAUGAAGAUACCAAUGGAACUUACUCUCAUACUUGGUUGCUUCAUGGUGGAGAUCCCGAUGAAAUGGUUUAUUUUCCAUCCUCUACAUUUGGGAUAGAUGUAAAUCGCACUUUUGAAUAUAUUGGGUUAGUUGUUUUUACAGAUGCACUGAUCUAUAGACGACCAGAUCAUUGUAACAGAACUCAAGGAUAUGGAGAAUGUCUUUCAGGGCGUUGUUAUAAAUUAGAAAAAAAGUGUGAUGGCAUCUUUGAUUGUGAAGAUGGUACAGAUGAAGCACGUUGUGUACAUGGCAAUGCAACUGAUAUUGUAGAGUUUAGAAAGUGGCGUUUCAAUAGAAUUCAAAGACAAUAUGAAAAUGUUUGGCUUUGGAAAGACAUAAAUAUAGGACCACAUGGUAGACAAAUUUUCAACAUAGAUGUGCCACGCAGACCAGUUCAUUGGAUGGUUACAGUCUUUGGUAUGUCUCCGAGCAAAGGUUUUGGAAUGUUACCUAAAGCAUUAGAAUAUACAGGAAUUCUGCCAUUUUAUAUUAAUGUAGAAAUGCCAACACAUAGUAAACAAGGCGAACAGAUUGGUAUAAGAGUAUCUGUCUUUAAUUAUAUGCGUGGCGAUAUCGAAGCAACAGUUGUUUUAACAGGAUCUACAGAUUACAAAUUUGUUCAUGUUGAAGAUAAUGGUAUUGUUCAGUCUUAUAAACCUCGCACUUCGUUUGGAGAACAUCAAUUCUUUUUAUGGAUACGUGCUCAAGAUGCAACUGUUGUAUAUCUGCCAAUUGUUCCAGUAAGAUUGGGUGACAUUAAAAUACAUAUUUAUGCAACGACAUUAAUAGGACGUGAUUCGGUUACACGCACCUUACAUGUGGAAGCUGAUGGCCUACCUCAACACAGACAUCAAUCUAUUCUCCUUGAUUUAAGUAACAGAGCAUAUGUAUUCCAAUAUAUGCAUGUUAACAUUACAGAAACACCAAUUAUAUCUUAUGACGAAAAUCGUUAUUAUGUAUUUGGAUCAAACAAGGCAACUAUAAGUGUAGUUGGGGAUGUGGUUGGACCUAUAUUUCCAACAAUGCCUGUCAAUGCUACAAGUCUUAUAGAUCUUCCAAUGGAUAGUGCUGAACAAAAUAUGUUUAGUUUUGCCGCAAAUAUGUAUACAACAUUGUAUAUGCGCCUAGUCAAUCAACGCAAUAGAACGCAAGAAAAGGAAAGUUUUUAUUAUAUGAACAUUGGAUAUCAACGCCAACUUUCGUUUAUGAAUCCUGAUGGAUCUUUUAGUCUUUUCCGCAGUGAUUGGAAUCAAUCUGCAUCUAGUGUAUGGCUUACUGCUUAUUGUGCGCGCAUCUUUCAGGAAGCAAGUUUUUAUGAGUGGGAAAAUUAUCUAUAUAUAGAUCCUGAUGUAAUCACACAAGCGGUUUCUUGGGUAUUAAAGCAUCAAACUCCAGAAGGAUCUUUUUACGAAGUGACCUGGUUACCAGAUCGGAAAAUGAAUAGCUCUCUCAAUUAUGAUAGUGAUAUAAUAAGAUUCAGAAAUAUUAGUCUUACUGCUCAUGUGCUUAUCACAUUGGAAACUGUAAGAGAUUUGACAGGUGGCUUGGGUUCUCAAGUUGCUUUAGCUUCUGCAAAUGCUAUUAAGUGGUUAGAGAGAAAUAUGAAACUUUUAGAAGAAAAAGGCAAACCAUAUGACAUUGCUAUUGUAUCAUAUGCAUUAUUAAUGGCAAAAGCUUCUACGGCAGAACAAGCAUUUAAUAUUUUAACUAGACACGCACGUAGAGAAGGUGGUUUAACGUAUUGGGGCAGAGAAUCUGUUCCACCUCCACCACAAAAAUUGGAAAAUCAAAAACCAUUCCUCCUGCCACGUUUACCUUAUAAAUAUGAUGCAGAAAAUAUAGAAACAACAGCAUAUGCACUUCUUGUCUAUGUCGCAAGACAAGAGGUAAUGAUAGAACCAAUAGUAAAAUGGCUAAAUGCACAGCGAUUGACAGAUGGUGGAUGGGCUUCCACGCAAGAUACUGCGUGGGCUAUGAAAGCUUUAAUGGAUUAUACCGUCAGAUCUAGAAUUAGGGAUGUUAGUUCGCUAAAUGUAACAAUAGAAGCUACAGCUUUACCUGGACAGACACAAAUAUUAUCUGUAAAUCCAAGCAAUCUUGCAAGACUUCAAUCUAUUGAGAUACCUGAAGCAUGGGGAACAGUAAAAGUGCAAGCAAAAGGUGCUGGAUAUGCAAUUCUGCAAAUGUCGGUACAAUAUAAUGUUGACAUUAAAAGAUUUCAAACUCAGCCACCUGUGCAAGCGUUUGAUUUAAUAACCAGAGCUAAUUUUCAUGGCAAAAAUCAAUCUCAUAUUUCAUAUCUCAGUUGUCAAAGGUGGACAAAUAUUAAUGAAUCAUCCCGCUCUGGAAUGGCGGUUCUGGAUGUAGCUAUUCCAACUGGUUAUAUAAUUCAACAGCAAAAUCUUGAUAGAUAUGUAUUAUCAAGACAAGUAAGGAACUUACAAAGAGCACGGUUUCAAGGCAGAAAAGUCUUAUUUUAUUUUGAUUAUUUAGAUCAGGAAGAAACUUGUGUUAAUUUUACAAUAGAAAGAUGGUAUCCAGUUGCGAACAUGUCACGGUAUCUUCCUAUCAGAGUGUAUGAUUACUAUGCUCCAGAACGGUUCAACGAAUCUAUAUUUGAUGCUUUACCAACUUACACUUUAAAUAUUUGUGAGGUGUGUGGUAGUUCGCAAUGUCCAUAUUGUCCUAUUUACAAUGCUGCUACCAUUUUGAUGUCUUCAACAAAUCUUAUCUUUAUUACAACUAUUUUAAUAACUAUAAUGAGAUACUACCAAACACAAGAAUUCAAUGUAGGAUAGUUUUCUUCUAUAUUUUCCAAUUAACCAUAUCAUGAUAGAAAAGUUUACAAAAUAUUUCGAUGAUAAAAAUAAUAUAAACGCAAGUAUUAUUUAUUUUUUCUUGCAAUUACAGAAUUACAAAUGAUAACAUAACAGAUAUUAUCAUUUGUCAUACGAUUUUUUAUUACUUGAUUAUUAACACAUGUUUUAUUUAGAAGUAUAUCCCACUGAUUUAACAUAUAUAAUUUAAACACCUUUUUGCAUAGUUUUAAUUUGUAUAAAAAAAAAAAAAAAGUAAUAUUUCUCAAAGAUCUGUAUAUAGUAUAUUGGAGCAUAAAAAUUGCUUCAAAAUGCAAAGAGAUAAAAAAAAACGAUACCGUCCUGUUAUGUGUAUGUUCGUUCAUAUCCAAAGAAAUAUUUGGGCAAACGAACAAGACAUACGUAUUAACAAAUUUCAUUGUUUUAGAUAAGCAUAAGAGAUAUAUUUUAAUAGUUAGAUUUAUAUUUUAAGUAUUAUAUUAUAUUAUAAUAAGUAUUAUAUAUGGCAUACUUUUCUUAUAUUAAAUUGCGAUGGUCUACUAAUAUACAAUAUUAAGACUUAUUAUCCAAUAAGAAGAUAUGUGCAUACAAAGAUAAAGAUAUUUAUUGAUGCACAUCACAAAUAUAAGUUGCAGGUCUUAAUGUCGUAUGAAACACAGACGCAUUGCAACUCUUUAAAGCAGAUUCUCGAUCUGUAUAAUCUUUCAAAUGCCGUCCAUGCAAGUCUGUUAUAAAAUAGCUUAUAUUUUAAAUAAUUUGUGCUAUAUAUAUAUGUGUUCAACAGGAGAUCAGUUCUUUUUAUAUUAUAUGUGUGUGUACGUAUGUAUAUAUGUGUACAUACACAUACACACACUAUUACAUAUGGAUAUAUAAUCAUAAUCAGAGGUACAAAGAUAGUUUAAAACUUAAUGAAAGAAGAAGAACUCUCCUGAACUGUAUGUAUAAUUUCCAUUCUCGAGGCGAUAGAACUUAAAAAAAAAAAAGUAGCAUUUAAUACAUUAAAAAUAUUUUUAUGUUUUAUAACAUUUAUAAAAAUAAAUUGAAAUCGAAUUCGAAA